AUGGACGUUGUGAACGAUCUUAUGUCAAAAAGUGAGCUUAUCUACUCUACGGACUAUGAACCAGACUAUAAGCCCGAAGAGUUUGAUGGAGGUGAUUUGGGAAUAUAUGUUGUGGAGAUGGUGAGCUCGGCCGUCAUUGGCGAACACGAGGACGUACUGGAACCGUUCUGCAGACGGGAUUCCAAAGGUUUCCAAGUGUCCACGAGGGAAAUCGAUGUGCUUCGAAGUUCUGCGGGCGACGGCCCGGACAUACGUUUGCCGUCUGGCCCGAUCGUUUUGGAAUCGGACGAAGAAGUACGUCAGGCAGUUAUUUUGCUAUUGCUGUUCCUUUUCAUAGACCAAGUAGCUUAUAAUAUUAUAACUUAA
Macrosiphum euphorbiae (potato aphid) is the source of this 366-nucleotide messenger RNA. Lineage: Eukaryota; Metazoa; Arthropoda; Insecta; Hemiptera; Aphididae. The record is from the annotation of a GenBank genome assembly.